This is a messenger RNA of Anopheles bellator, 5934 nucleotides long. It is a transcript of the gene sp3, whose product is annotated as phosphatidylinositide phosphatase SAC2. The record is from RefSeq and is a predicted model, not a curated record. The transcript is spliced from 8 exons. Gene Ontology annotation, cellular component: early endosome; clathrin-coated endocytic vesicle. Gene Ontology annotation, biological process: phosphatidylinositol dephosphorylation; regulation of endocytic recycling. Lineage: Eukaryota; Metazoa; Arthropoda; Insecta; Diptera; Culicidae. The coding region runs from base 88 to 3498 and encodes 1136 amino acids. Gene Ontology annotation, molecular function: phosphatidylinositol-4-phosphate phosphatase activity.
AAAAGAUGUUUACCUAGGCAUCUGUCAAUUCGAAUAACAACUAGAUACAUUUUUGAGUAUUGGAUAUAGUUUAAUAUCCAACAUAAAAUGGAAGUGUUCCAAACCGAAACGUAUUACAUCUUUGUGAAACACAACCGCAGCCUCUGGUGGAAUCGACAAACGAUGCAAUUCAAGGUUAAGAGUGGUUGGGACUUUUCUUCAGUUGACGAUAUCGAGUGUAUAGGUGUUACGCAUGGCAUUGUCGGAACAAUAAUGCUUCCGGGUGUGCUGGAACCACAUUUGAUUGUUAUACGAGAGGUGACACCGGUCGGCGUGUUGUACGCCCCGCAUCUGGUGUACAAGAUCCGUAGCAUCGCGGUGCUCGGCCCGGAUGGUGCAGAUACGCAAUUACUGCCUUGUAGUAAACAUAACUGCAAUCAAGCGUUGAAAGUGGCACCGGCUGCCGCAACAGCGGGCAUGCUAGCGGAUCCGACUUUGGGCUCUGCUUCAGCCAAAGGGCGACUUUUUGAGAGCUCUGCGUUGGUAAAUAAAACGUGGGGCGCAGUCAAGAGUGCCGGCAGCACUAUCCGGAACACGACCGAGAAGGCGGCGGCCAUUGCCACGAGUCAAGUGAAGUCGACCGUCAGUCUGGUGGUGAAAGAUCCGGUACGCAUUGAGCGACGCGUGAUGGAGGAACUUCACAAGAUUUUCGACGAAACGGACAGCUUUUACUACAGCCCAAACUGUGAUAUUACGAACAACCUGCAGCGUCGCGGCCAGGCGCCCGACGAUCGAUUUUACUGGAAUAAGAAUAUGGUAAAGGAUUUACUGGCAAUGGAGGACGGGGAACAGUGGGUGCUGCCCAUUAUUCAAGGUUUCGUGCAGGUGGAACAUUGCGUGAUCGGUAACGAAUGUUUCUCACUAGCAGUCGUAUCUCGUCGAUCGCGAUACCGGGCGGGUACGCGUUAUAAGCGACGAGGUGUCGAUGAGCUGGGCAAUUGUGCCAACUAUGUUGAAACUGAGCAGGUACUUUCGCUGCGCCAGCACCAAAUAGCUUUCACGCAGGUGCGCGGCUCAGUUCCGGUGUACUGGAGUCAGCCUGGCUACAAGUAUCGGCCACCGCCGCGGCUCGACCGUGAUGAGACAGAAACGCAACUCGCGUUUCAAAAGCACUUUAGUGCGGAGCUCAGCAUUUAUCAAACUAUUUGCAUUAUCAAUUUGGUGGAGCAAAGCGGCAAAGAGAAAAUAAUUGGUGAUGCUUAUGCGAACCACGUGCUUAAAUACAACUCGGAUAAGCUUAUCUAUGUCACGUUUGACUUCCACGAGUAUUGUCGUGGGAUGCGCUUCGAAAACGUUUCUUCGUUGAUUGAGUCGCUUGCGCCGGAAGCGGGCUCGAUGGGAUUUCACUGGCGUGACCAAAACGGUCCGAUCUGUAACCAGAAAGGCGUUUUUCGCGUGAACUGCAUGGAUUGUCUGGAUCGCACUAACGUAGUGCAAACCGCGCUCGGUAAAGCGGUACUCGAGUCGCAGCUUGUUAAACUUGGACUUGCCAUGCCCUAUUCCCAAUUGCCAGAUCAGCUGAAAGCACCAUUUAUGGUGUUGUGGGCCAACAAUGGCGAUGUAAUCAGCCGCCAAUAUGCCGGCACGAACGCGUUAAAGGGAGACUACACUCGCACUGGUGAGCGAAAAAUUUCCGGAAUAAUGAAGGACGGCAUGAAUUCUGCCAACCGCUACCUUAUUCAACACUUCGCCGAUACGUUUCGGCAAACUUGCAUCGAUUUGAUGCUUGGCAACCUAGGUGAUGCGGACACGCUGCCUGAGGAUGACUUCUUCACUGCCAUGGUCGGGAUUGCCCGUACCGCGCUGGUAUCUACCAGUCCUUCGUCGCAAUCCUACUACAACUACGGACUGAUGAGUACUGAAAUUAUGCUGCUCGAGCAGUUGGUAACCAGUGCAAGCUAUUAUCUAGCCAGAUUUAAAGACACCUAUCGACAGGCAACGAUCGACAUGAUGCUGGGUAAUAGUGUUUCGCCGGAGUCCGUCUCCGCGCUCGGCGGCAGUCACACAUCGGCCACUGACGAAACCGAUGCGCUGGAAGGAGCAGAACACGCUCGGCUCCUGGUUGAAGAUUGUCGUAGAUUGCUGCUCGGAACUACUCAGUUGCCAGUCGGUGCGUGGGGUUUGAUUGACGCUGAUCCAACCACUGGCGAUCCUAGUGAAACUGAGGUGGACACAAUAUUGAUCCUAAGCGACGACGGCUAUAUCGUAGCCGAGUACGACUCGCACCUCGAUAAAAUCGUGCGUUUCGGGAACGUUUCGCUCGACAGCCUCACAUUGAUCGAGCUUGGUCUGUUUCAGCACAACAAAAUGUUCCAAGGACCCGCACUCACACACUUGUGCAUACGUUUGAACUAUGCCGUCAAUGGGGUCGAUGGUUAUUUUCACAUGUUCCGGUCACCGAACAUACGCUUUUUCAACAACGUGGCGGUUGUCAUACGCAAGCCCGAAGAGAUUACGGAGUCGUUGACCGCAAUCGUAGACCUGUUUCGUAUUGCACUACAGAACCGCGGCCGCACUGACGUGCAGUUUCAGUAUGGUGGCAGUUUGCAAAGGCGCAAAAGCCGUACGCUGCUCUCGGUCCCGGGAGGACUACCACGCAACCUCUCCGAAUCGCAGUUGGUGCAAAUGGGUUCCAAAGCGCUGAGCAGUAUGGCGUCGAAGAUUGGUCAAUCGCUGAAUGCGUCUAAAAUCGGUCGCCCGACCGGGAAACAGCAGAUGAAGCCUGAAGACGAGUCGCGGGGGGAUGGAGGGCAACGGAAUCAGUCAGAGGACGCGGAUACAGCUAUCGCUGCAGGAGGUUUGGAAGAGCCUGGGUUCCUCGUUGCUGGAGGUUCACAGUUUUACAAGUUCGAUCGAUCAUCAUCCGAGUCUGAAGAAGCAGAUGCUACCAUCCAUGAGCCGGAGAAUCUGGUAGAGCAAAAUCCUUUGUACAAUGAAAAUGUGUUUCUACCGUCAGUCGGCAUCGUGAUGGGCGGGGGCGCUGGUAGCGAAGUUGGUGUGGGCGAAGAGACCGGAAAUUUACUCGAGGUCAGAGAUAGCAUCGCGAAGAUGUCGUCGGAUGUAUCAACAAUGUCCAUAUCGUCUGUGGCCGAUCACGUCAACAUGCCGGUUGGGAUGCUCGAAUGUGCUUCGCCAAUACGUGUCGCUAGUCCGACACCGGAAAUACUCAUCGAUGGGUGUAACGAGGGCAGGCUAUUGGGGCACAAUAUGGUGUUGAAUCUGCAACCGAGCGGCACCCAGAGUGACAAUGCGCUUCGUCAGUUGAAGAAGCUCACCAGUCCCCUGUCAAACAUUGGCAAAGGUUUACAGACGCUCGGUGCUAAUCUUGACCCACGGAAGAUUACCGCUAAGAACGUCGCGGGAUCAACCCACAAUAUCAGCACGGCGUUAGACGAAAUCAAACAGCUGGAGAACAAGUGGGAGAAAUCUGGUUGCCGCACGAAAUUGAUCGCACUCUAAAGAGCCCCGACAGGCGAGAAAGCCACACCAAGGUCUUAGCCCGAAGGUGCUCUUAUUUCUUCGUCUUUCUGGAUCCGUCGGUAGUUCGUAAGAUAAUUAGAAUUUCAUUAUAAUUCGCAUCCUUGCGGUAUCCAGCAUUCGAAAAUCGACGGUGUUCUGAAAUUCCUUCUUAAGUAUGAUAAUAUUUUUAUUGCUACAUAUAAGCUUGGGUUAACCAACCAACUCUAUUCAAGUUAUACAUCUUUUCCUUCGUUUUCUUGCGCACAUACCAAAGUGUGGUUCAGAGUACUUUCUUCAUUAUAUUGAUAUAGUAAACGCACGAAUUUUAUGCAACCUACAACUAAUAAAAAUCAAUAUUUAGUUGCGCCAUCUAAUGCACUUUGCUAUGAUCUCCCACUUUUCGGCAUUGUUUGCGAUUAGUAUUAUAAAUUUAUCUGUAAAAACGGGCCGUGCCGUUCUUUCGCCUUGAAACCGAUUUAUUGGUGCAUUGGAGACGAACCUUCCCUUCGUUGUCUGGUGAUAUCGACAAACGAAGGAAAACUUGAAUAUGCCGGGUGUCGGUCCAUCUUUCAGUGUUGUCGCGGUUCUCAUAGUGCACGUCGGUAAUAACAUCAUUCGAACAGGGUUAGUGGCUUUGGUUUCACGCAAACGUAGACCGAUGCGAUGCUUUGAGGCAUGUCGUGAGCUUUGCAUUUAGCAUAUAUUUUGAUGGCUACAAAGACAAUGGCAAAUAUUCUAGGAUAUCGGUUGGCAUCAAAGUGGCGAUAAAUAUUGUGAUGAAUAUAUGAACACAACGUAAACCAAUUUCGACAAAUCUUAGGGAUGAUUUUUAGACCCUUUCAGUCGGAGUAGUCGGUAACAUUUUGUCGUUGUCACACAGCUGGCGUGGGUUCGAGUACCUAGACCGGCGUGUCACGGAGGUUGACGUGGGGCCAACAAUCUCACCCGCAAGAACACAACGUUACAGUAAGCAAUAUAGAUAAAAGUUGUCUCUGUUGCAGGCCAAGAGCACUCGGCGGUGUACAAUUGCCGGACAACGAGAAGAAUCGCUUAUCGAGGCAGAGAGCCAAUAACGAAAAAAAGGAAAAAUAUUACAGCGUAGUACUCUCACCCUUACGUAAAAUACAUACAAACGAAUGGCUAGAAGAACGCCUUCGACGAGACCUGUAAUAGGAUAUAAUUAUUGUGAACGCGUUGUAACAACACCCUUGAUGCUUAAGAUUCUCUAGAGCUCGUUCCGACCCGGUUGGAAUUUAAGUUACUCUCGGACAAGGUUAAAUGACGGAACUUGUAGCACCUAGCCUCGCAACUGUUCCACGCUAGUAAGCUCGGCUUAUUUCGGUCUGUAAGAUGUUCGUGAAACAUGAAUUAAACUAAAUCAUAAAAUAACGUGCCCAUGCAGAAGAUGCAUCCAAUAUAUACACUCCAAUCGGCUGGCUUAUAAACAAGCAAACCAUUGAACAGUCGUAUGACUUAUGUGAAAUAAAACCAAAGUCAAUUAUGUAUAGCAAGCGCCAAUGCAUAGGACCGCAGAGCGAUGGCAGGGCUGGCUUCAGUGGCGACAGGCAAUGGAUGGAUGGAGGGAUCAGGUGCCAGCAGUUCUUAUGUAGCACGUUACCCAAGCUCAGUGCUGUUUAAAUCUGGUAAACAUUUAACAAACGGCGUGUACCAUUCCCCUGCAGUCGACCAGCGAAUAUAACAGUAUAUUGCAUUACCGUAGUAUGAUUAACAAAGCGAAAACUAGGGUCAUAAUUAAACUAGUAAAUUUAUGAAAGUAAUUGAGUAGAAUUGUAGAUUGUUGAGUACGAAAUGACAAGGAACAAUACCUGUAGUUGAGAACGCUCGGGGCACCUUUGAUAUCGCUGUGUUGCCACUUGCAUGCUCUUUCAAUUGGCGGCUAAUGUGACAUCCAAAGACCUGCCAAGCAGAUCAGAUCGGAUUCCUGUUACCGCUCCCUUUCCCUUGAUAUUACUGCUACAGUGUAAUACGUUUCCCACCACAUCGUCAGCAUGAGAACGAAAACACUUGCACAAAAGAGUUUAGUAAAACACAUAGUAAAGGAAGUAGUGUCGGCUUCGUUGUACGUUGCACCGACACGCACCUUAUUCGCUUAAAUGAACACCUCAAGUUGCGCCACAGUUAUACCUUAGUAACAGCAAGUAUUAUUAUCACUUACGAUAGGCAUCGAGAGAAUCUUCAAGAGAAAGGGAACAGUUACUGUGCAAUAAGUAUUACAGCAGUAUGAAAAUCGAGCUGCUGCUGCGUGGCCGUUUUUGGGGUAACUCAACGUUCGAACUGUCCGUUUUUGUUUUGUUAAAUGUAUAUUUCGUUUCUCAUUCAAACAAGCGAACUCAGUAACGGUGACCGCGUUGCGCUAGAACGCAGAUCCGUGUAUCGUUCUGGGCGGCCUAGGGUUUCCAGUAGCAGCAAUAAGGA